UUUACUUGGUGGUUUGUACCUCCAUCGAAGCUUUGGACCUCUGUUAGCAGUCUAGCCACAGCAAUAUUGGUCGUUGCUCUUGCUGCGGCGCGAUUACAUGCGAUGCGUACACGAUCUCCAUUUACGUAUGCACGUUAUCGAGACGAUUCAAUUGAGCUACGAUGUGCUGGAAUUGGAGUAGUAUCGGGGAAGAACGAAACCCUAGGCGGUUCAUUUGAAUGCGAGGAGGACAUUGUUGGUGAAUUUCAAAUGCGUUACUCGUUGCAGUGUUCCUGCGGCUGCCAAUCUUAUUGAAAUGGAAUGACUUCGCUCUGAGAAGUAAUUGGAAGGAAGGUUUUUUAAGGUGGAGGAUCAUCUAUCGCCUUCUGUGACGUUUCCUUCUUCUUGGGUACUAUGUGAUUUAUCUUUGCGGAGCCUAGGUGAUAUUCUUAACGCUCUGAAUACUAUCGAGAUGAGCAGAAUGGCCUAUGGCGUGCUUUCACAAAAAACUCGUUAACAUUAUUUUCACGCAUAAACAGAAGUGGAGCGGUACACAACAUAGAAAGAAAUUAUCGUUUUUCCUCAAAUAUUUCUCAAGGUGGUAGGAACGGUUGUUUGUUAAAAAUAUGGAAGUAGAAGGAACCGUUAGUAAGGUCUCUGAUACUAGCACUGUCCCUUCCGCAACAUCCCCGGCGCCGAACGGAUCGACUCCCGGCACCCCCGAGACAUCCAGUACGUUGACUCAGAAGGAAAUUCUGCGAGAGCGGUAUCUCAAGGGCGUCAAAAAACGGAAAUGCGCAGUGUGUGGCAACACCGCAAGAGCCAGGUGCCCUUUCCGAGCAUGCAAGACAUGUUGUAAUAAAAUGAAGAAUGUAUGCGAAGUUCAUGCAAAUAAACCUAAGCAGGCUUUGACUCCACCUGCUUUAGAUCCUCAUGGUCCUCAGUGGACUGGUAAUGUGAAUGCUAUGCCUUACGGGUCCCCAUACGUCAAACCUCCGUACAUGUCACCAGCUGCUUAUAAUGCCGCUCAAGCGGGAAUUGCUGCUUUUAGAGUCGGCCACUCACCCCCUCAGUCACGACUGUUGGCUCCUGGACAAUACACAGCACAGAAUGCCCGUCCUUACAUGGCUUCUCAGAGCACUUUAGAGCAGCAAGAGCUCCAAAGACUGAAAAAUUUGAAAACAGCUAUACUAGCAGCAAAUCGGGAAGCGCAAAUCACCAACACCUGGAGGACGCAAAAAAUGAGGGAAUUUUUGGAUGGUGAACUUUUGUCUGAAGAUGAGGCAUUUGAUCGAUACAUGUUUAAUAUGGCACUUCUUGAGGAAGUUUUUCUUCCCAAAACAACAGCACCAACAGGGCUAUCCCCACAUGGAGAGCUCUUGGUUGGAGGAUGCGAAGCAUUAAAUGACGAAAAGGAUGUUUCUGAUACUUUGAUGGUUGUGGAUGGGUUGCGUUUACAGAGGGGAAUGAAUGCAACUAGGAAAGAGGAAAGUCGAUCUCGUUUGAAAGUUAUUAUUGAUAGAAGUUUACAGGCGCUCAAGAGAGGGCAACAAGAAGCGGAUGAUUUUGCAGAGGAAGAAGAUUGCAUGCAGAGAUUGCUAUACGGACGUCGAAGAGACUUAAAGCGAUUCAAGGCAACCACUAAGAAGGGAAAGGAUUGUCUUAAACGAAUCGACCUGUUUGAUUCAUUACUUCAGAAAACCAGCCAAAUACACAGUAGAGCUGAUAUAGAAUCUUGUGGGGAAAUGUAUAGACAGAACUUUGGGCGGGGUCUUGAUGUACUUCUACCUCAUCUCUCGAGAAAUAUUCAGAAUCUACUCGGUGGUCAGAUCCGUGACGCCAGUGGAGUAACAGCAACUCUUUCAGUGGCACCAAAUAGAGGAGACAUCUCCAAGGAAACAUCAACGUCAAUGGACUCUCAAGCAAUCCCCUCUGCAGACGAAUGUGGAGAUGAUGGAAAAGCUGAGUUGCAAAACUUAGGAAAACCCGUUCUAGAAGUCGAGGUCAGAGGUGUUAAAGAGCAGAAUUCGUACAGAAUUCAAGAGAGAAGUAGUCUUCAAACCAAUUGGAAAGGAGUGAACGCAGAUGCAAGUAGUAGCACAUCAAAAGCUGAAGAGUGGCCUAGAUUACAUCAAGGCUUUCUUGCUGGUCAUGGGUGGUGGAAAGUAGAGGUGGAUGAGCAGAGUGCCCAGAAAAUCUGUCAAUAUCUAAUUUCAAACCAAGCUGUAGAGGCUUUGUGAAUUUCGGUAAAUGCACCUGGCUUAACCAUUUCAAACAGUCUCAAAGUGGACACCAUCUUCCAUAUA
Physcomitrium patens is the source of this 2285-nucleotide messenger RNA. RefSeq lists its product as uncharacterized. The record is from RefSeq and is a predicted model, not a curated record. NCBI's taxonomy places the organism in Eukaryota, Viridiplantae, Streptophyta, Bryopsida, Funariales, Funariaceae.